AUGCUCCUCACUCUGGAAGGAAUACCGUAUCCUUCAACAGUUCGUGGUUGCCCCAAUAUUGUUCAAUGCUUUGAUAUGCUGACCAUUAUUGAAUCUGAGGUGCCGAAUUACAACUUGUUUCUUGAUUAUGCCCCUGGUGGGGAUCUUCUGAAUUUGAUCAAGAAAUAUGGCGGUAAAAUACCAGAAUCUCAUGUAAAGUCCUAUACGAGAAUGUUGCUUGAAGGGCUUCGUGAUGUUCAUAAGAGAGGUUACGUCCAUUGUGAUCUCAAACCAGGAAACAUUCUUGUUCAUCCCUCUGAUCAACCCGAUUCGCUUAGUACUUUGAGGAUUGCUGAUUUUGGCUUAGCCAAGGAACCUGAAGAAACAGAUGGGCCAAGGACUUGUCCUCACCAGCUUACUUUUCGAGGUACUGCGCGUUACAUGUCACCAGAAUCUGUCAAGGAUGGGAAUAUCACUGCUGCUUUGGACAUAUGGUCGCUAGGAUGCGUUGUUGUUGAGAUGAUGACUGGAAAUCCACCUUGGGAAUCUGUCACAACUAAUCGAGAGUUGGCGAUGAAGAUUGCACUGACAGACUAUAUACCAGAUAUACCCCAAGACAUGUCAAACUUAGGGAAAGAUUUCUUGAUGAAGUGCUUUGCUAAGGAUCCUCGGAAUCGUUGGACUGCUGCUAUGCUGAGAAGUCAUCCUUUUAUCUAUCUUGACAGUACAUUUUUUGCAGCGAAAAUAAGUUUUCUUCAAGUUCCUUCGGGAGAAGCUUCAAAUCCUUGGGGAAUACAACCUGUUGUCUAGCA
Molecule: messenger RNA, 791 nt
Organism: Theobroma cacao (cacao)
Lineage: Eukaryota; Viridiplantae; Streptophyta; Magnoliopsida; Malvales; Malvaceae
Product: mitogen-activated protein kinase kinase kinase 20-like
Biological process (GO): signal transduction; protein phosphorylation
Molecular function (GO): protein kinase activity; ATP binding
Source: RefSeq, a predicted model, not a curated record